Anolis sagrei ordinatus is the source of this 4260-nucleotide messenger RNA. RefSeq names its product USP6 N-terminal-like protein. The record is from RefSeq and is a predicted model, not a curated record. Lineage: Eukaryota; Metazoa; Chordata; Lepidosauria; Squamata; Anolidae.
CAGUCAGUCAGUCAGUCAGAGAGCGAGCGAGGGAGAAAGGCUGCUGGGUUGCUCCUGAUGUUUCUUAUUGUGUGAGGGUUUGCCUCUUCGCCGAGCCUCUCCCCCAAGGCGGCGGCCACCUCUCUGCCCUGGCCGGAGGACGAGGACGAUGAAGAAGAGCGAGGAGGAGGAGGAAGAGGAAGCAGGGGUCCCCACCGCCUCAGCAGCCCUGAGGUUUAGACUGCUGUAAAAGUGCUAUAUGCAGGAAAACAUCAUGUCAGACUGAAACUUGUGCAGGAUAUAGCAGUCUCUUUGUUGACAGUGGUGUUUUCUGGGAAAGUCAUCCUUGCAGUGCUGCCUUCACCCUGACAUCCGUACUCCAAUAUCCAGAGAUUCUACUCCCAACAGGAAAGUGAAGCCUGAGGCCAUGAUCAGCAUUUCACUGUAUCAGCCCUGUGGAAUAAUGAGAUUUUCUGCGCAAGAAGAACUGCAAUAGCUAUAUUCCUUUCAACCUGGCAAUAUUUGUGCUAAAGCACAAUAUCGAAGAAAAAUAGACCUUCAUGGUAUGUGGAUAGUGUGGACAAGACUGAUAAUGACCAGAUUAAGGCUUCCUGGAAGAGGUGAUUGUAAACAGAACUGCCAGUUGUGACGGCACAACCAGAGCAUUUGGAAUGUGUUCAGUUCGGUAGCAUCAAGGAGGGAGAGGCUACUGCAGUCUCAACAGGUGCUGUGCAAGACGUAAUAACCACCUCAGUUUUUGACAUGAAGAAAGAUAUAGAUGCCUUAAUAGCAGAGGAAAGAGCAGAAAUUCUUGAUAAAUACGAGAAGGGAAGGCAGGAAGGGGCUCAGAUUGAUCCAUGGGAAGAUGCUGACUUCACACUCUACAAAGUUACAGACAGAUUUGGGUUUUUGCAUGAGCAUGAGCUACCAACUCGCAGCGCUCUGGAAGAGAAGCAAAAGCUUCAAGAGAUUGAACGAGUGGACAAAUGGUUGAAAAUGUUAAGAAAAUGGGGAAAAUACAGAAACAGUGAAAAGAUGUUCCGCAGAGUUUAUAAAGGGAUUCCUCUUCAAGUGCGUGGCCAGGUCUGGUCUCUCUUGUUGGACAUUGAAAAGAUUAAGAUGGAGAAUGAAGGAAAAUAUGAGAAAAUGAAAGAACAAGCCAAGGAUUUCUCAUCAGAAAUAAAGCAGAUAGACCUGGAUGUUAAUAGAACUUUUCGAAACCAUAUCAUGUUCCGGGAUCGCUAUGGAGUUAAGCAGCAAGCUUUGUUUCACGUCUUGUCAGCUUAUUCUGUUUACAACACGGAAGUGAGUUACUGCCAGGGAAUGAGUCAGAUUGCAGCCAUCCUGCUGAUGUAUUUAAAUGAGGAGGAUGCCUUUUGGGCCCUGGCACAACUGCUUACCAAUCAAAGACAUGCAAUGCAUGGGUUUUUCAUUCCUGGAUUCCCAAAGCUGCAGAGAUUCCAAGCCCAUCAUGAGGCAAUCUUAAAUAAACUUUUUCCAAAGCUGAAGAAGCACAUGGACAAAGAACAGAUGUCUACAGGGAUUUAUACAACAAAGUGGUUUCUCCAAUGCUUCAUUGAUCGGACCCCCUUUACUCUAACACUGCGGCUGUGGGAUAUCUACAUCCUGGAAGGAGAGAGAGUGCUGACAGCCAUGGCAUACACCAUUCUCAAACUGCAUAAAAAGCGCUUAUUGAAAAUGUCCCUGGAAGAUCUACGGGAAUUCCUUCAGGAAAAAAUUGCUACUUCUUUGCAAUUUGAAGAUGAUAUUAUAAUAGAGCAAUUGCAAGCAUCCAUGGCUGAACUGCGUAAAAUGAAAUUUGAUCUUCCUCCUCCAGCAAAAUCUGAAGAAUUUCCCAAGAAAGUCCUGGGGCUGGAACUCUCUCUAAAUCUGGUGUCAAUGAAGCCAAGUGUUGCAGCUAAUGGACAGCAAAAGGAUGUCAAUGAUCUCAGCCAGGACAAAGAUGCUCUGAUACAACUUUCUCCAGAUAAAAAUAUUUCUCAUCUGAAUGAAACUAUUGGCAAUUCAAAUAUUAGAAAAGAGGAGACCCCUGACCUUUCACAACCUAAUGGUCUUCCCUUGGAAGCUGAAGAAGUAGUCGUGCAUAAUGAUCCAUUCCAGAAUAAUGAAUCAAGCCCAAAGUUUGAAAUGGAGGAGAAAAAAGAAGAAGAAAAUGCCAAUAGAAUCCCAUCAGAGAAUAAUCUGGUAGUGCUGAAUGAGAUUCAUGUCCCUGAAAAAAACCAGGACGAGCCUAUGGCCACUAAUGAAACUGAUUCUUUAGAGAGCAGCAGCACAGAGAGAGGUAGUUUACAGAAAAAUAAUCCCUGUUUUUCUAUAGAUGAUAGCAACCCUGUUUCCCAAGUGCAGACAGGACACCUGUCAGUUGACAGCUCUCUGUGGGAAUCAUCCUUACAGAGUCAGACUGUAGAAGCAGAUCUUUCUGCCAGCCACAAUAGUAUAAUUUCAUUGUCAGGGUCAGAGUCACCACAUCAAGUGCCAUUGCUUCCCUCUGUCGAAGAGCAAAGUGCCAUAGAAUCACCAUUGUCUGUGCAAAAUGCAACAGUACUUCAGCAUGAAAGUAAUACUUGCGCUUCUGAGGAUUUAUUAUGUGAACAUACUGUACUGCUUCCAGAUCAUACGGCCCACCCCGCAAGUAUAGAACCCUCUUUUAUUCCAGGGCACAGCCUGUCCACAGCAUGUGAUUUGCCAGAAGCCGUGGCAGCUCCAUGUGCAGUUGGACAUUCUGUUCUCCUUUUCUCAUUUGAGGAUGAACAACGGCGACCUUCUGAUGCAUCUCAGUACGAUAACCUGUCUGGGGGUGAAUAUGAAGACAAUAACUGUUCAGAACAUGUUCACAGUUCUGACAGACCGGCAGUGCCAAUACCACAGGAUGAGCUCUCUACUCCAGCUUUAAAGUGUACAAUCCCCAGGUCUGCAUCUGUUGGGGAAAUAGAAAAUCUCCAGGAGCGUAUUUGGGAAAUGGUAGAUUUGGAACACCAGCCAAAAGGAGUUAACCAAGCCUUCACGAUGCUGUCUCAUUGUAAGAGUCUGACUGGUGGAGGCAGCGUGCCACUUUUAUUGGAGCUAGAUUCUGAUGCCGGGAGGCUGUCAGAAGCUUUCCAUGGUCGCCCCACUUCAUCCCCAAUGCUACAAGAACCACACAGCCCUUUCAGAAUAGUAAAAACUACCACCCCUCUUCAUUUAGCUCAUGCUACGGAGCAAGGCUUCAUGAGCGAAAAGCAUGUGGCCUUGCCUUUGCUUGAGACCAGCUACCAUGAUGCAGCAGACAGUGACAAACUUGCUCUUGCAUUCAUGGAUACUGCAGAGGAUGGGACUGCCCAGGACUGUGUUCAGAAGUCACAAAAUGAUCUGGGUGGCUUACCUGCCCUUCAAAGGUCAAAACCAAAAGUGCCACCAAAGAUUUUCAAAACUCAUUCAGAUAACAGUUUCUCUCCAGGCUGCCCUCCCAUGGUACAGAUGACCAAAUCAGUCACAUUCUAAUAGAGUUGAGGAAGCGCUGAUUAAAGGUACAGGGUGAUUGUUCAUAAGAAAUGGGAAAAGCACAGCCUAAUGGAAGACUAGGGAGCCAGUCCCAUAGCUACUCAUGCUGUGUCCAAGAAUUUUGAAUGCAGGUCAGUCUUUAAGAGACAAUGCCUAUGGACGGAUUCUCUAAACUUGGCUUCUCAUCUUCAAACAUAUCCCAAAGUGCUUUUGAAUCAUGUUUUUCAUAUUGCCUUCCUCACAACUGGGUUGAUAUAUAACAUGUUUAAUCUGUUGAAACCAUUUGCACUGUUUCCUUCAGAUACUUCGAACUAAAAAAUUAAGUUGAAUGUUUAAACAGUGGUGAGAUAGAAGGAGGGGUUUGAGGAAGCAAGUGACUACUCCGCUGCAAAUUUAGGACAGUAGCACAUUUUUCAGUAGCAAUACUUGUUUCUGUUUCUGUCUGACACCCAACGUAGUCUUCUAAAAGAGGUUGUGGGUGAUUUGUGUAAGGAAAGUUGACUUUCAUAGCAUCUAUGCAAUAUCUAUGCACACAUUAUUGAUGUGUGUGUUCUCAUGCAUCAAAACCAGGCAGUUCAGCAUGCCUGUUCAUAGUUGUUUUGCUCCCUUAUUUGUUUGCACUGAUGAGGUUUCUCAAAGAUUAGUAAAGUAUUCCAUACAGCUGGUUUUCUGUUCUACUCAGCCAUGUAAUAAUCUAUAUAGGAAGCAAGGACAACUUCUGAGGAAAGCCAACAUGGCAGUCUAGAUCGCAUUUACUGAAUUGUUUGCAUGUCUGUUCAU